AUGACAAACGACCCGGAUAACAAGUUUGCGGAGUCGUCGCCUGCUCUGGCUUUUGAGAAAGACGCGUUUGAGCUGACGGUGGAAGAUGUUUAUGACAUCUCCUACGUGAUCGGACGGGAUUUGUUGAAAAUCAGCAGCACAGGAGAAGAAGUAUCCGACCUGCAGUUCAGAAUAGUCCGGGUUCUGGAAAUGUUUGAGGCUCUGGUCAACAAGUACAACUUGUCAGUGGAGGAGCUGAAAAUGGAACGGGACAACCUGAAGAGGGAACUGGACCGAAUCGUUCAAGGGAAUUCAACUGCACAGAGCACGCAAACAGCAGGACCCAACCAGUUGCUGGUGGAUCUGUCUGACCCAAACAGACCGCGGUUCACCAUGCAGGAGUUGAAGGAGGUUCUACAGGAGAGGAACCAGCUAAAGGCUCAGCUCAUGGUGGCUCAGGAGGAGCUGCAGCUCUACAAGAGUGGGAUUCUGCCACAGGCUGAAGCUCCCAUGGUGGAAAUAGAUCUAGAGAUACCAGCAGCUAGAGACAACAGUUCAACCACACUAAGUGAUAGAAAAGAGGAGAAGACAACCAUAAGCAAACUGUUUUCAUUCAGGCGGAAAUAAGGAAAACUGUUGACAAGAAACGGACCACAUAGAGGAUUUGUCAGCACAUCAGUUAAGCAGUUUUAUACCCAAUGUUUUUACCUUAUGUAUUGGUCACCCUACUAAGCACUAUACAUAUAUUAACUGAUGAUUUUAACCUCAGGUAGUUGAAGGGGUGUAGGUGGUAGGGAUGUAAAUAUUAUAAAAUGAAUUACAAUUUAAACUUAAACUGGAAAGUAUUAUUAAACUGCUCUAGGAAAUUCACUCCAAAUAAAGUUAAGUGUUGUUGUAGUCCAAACACAUCCCACAUGUGUAUGUAUGUUUUUUCUUGCACGCAAGCACUGUUGUAAGAGCACUUUAAAUUUCGUUGCACUUGUGCAAUGACAAUAAAGACAUUCUACAUUCUACAUUCUACAUUUUAAAAGGUAAGGCAUUGAAAGGGUUGUUAAAAUAAAAACAUGUAAAAUUUUAUAUUUUCCUUAACGUAUCUGUACUGAGAUUGGAUACUCUUUUUUUAUCACUUUUACCACUAAAGUAAAUUAGCCACACAAACAUUUCAACUGUUUAAAUAAAGUCGACAGUGCAAGUAUUAAAUGUUGUUGUUAUAUUACAGUAUUGCAUAGCAUUACACAAAGAACAUUCUUGUUGUUUACCACAAAGAAAACACAAGAUGCAAUUUCCCACAAUGUAAUGAUUUUUUUUAAUUACUUUUGCUAGCUCUUCCUGCUAAAAAAAUCCAAACCCUAUCUUAGGUAAAAAAGACAGUGACAUUGUGUUGUUUUGUUAGAAACAAACGCUCAAAAUUAGGUACAGUGUAUGAUUAGAUGUGUUAGUCAUGAAUGUGUUUUUAAAGCACAGUUCAAAUUAAUUUGGUCCAAUCACAAACAGAAUUCUACAUUAAACCAAUGCAAAAAGGCUGAAGAGCUGAAUGUGGCCCCAGGAGCCACAGGUUUCAGACCUCUGGUUUAGACAAGCCAGGGUAGAACAACCACUGUAUCUCUUCACUUUACUCUUAAUAUUGUUAGGCUAACCUAAUAAUGGAAGGUUUGUUUAUUGUGGAAAAUUUUUGAGUUAUUCCACUCCUUUUACAGACUUUUAGUGUUUCAUUCAUCUAAGUAUAUUUGAAUGCAAUAAAAACAACACAGGAGGAGAAACAUGAAAAUAACUAGUUUUGAUUUCAUUUAGUGACAACGUGCAUCAAAGUUAAUUUAAUAAGAAUCAUAUUAGAUGUUUUACUUUUACACCACAGAGUGAUGAUGAAGUAAGACUGUCCAACUGAUGUUGAACUGAUUAUUUGUUUAUUUAAUCAUGUAUCAGGGUCGCAUGGGCGCUGGAGCCAAUACCAGCAGUCACUAGGCGAGGAUGAGGUACACCCUGGAUUUCACUAGUCCAUGUGCUUUAUACAAAUUAUGCAAUUUUUAACAGCAUUUUGCUUUGCAUCUCAGUAAAGGAAUCUUUAAUUGUCGUAUUUAUCAUACAUAAAACAAAUUCACUGAAGGGAAAACUACCAGAAUAAAAAUACUUCUCCAGAUAUUGGUUUGUAAACAAUCACUUUUGUUUUCUAUAAGCUGAAUGAUGGACUGCAGUUGUUUAACUCAGUCCACCAAUUUUCCAUAAAAUGGAGUCACACUUUUGUUCAGGCCAGGCAGGCCGCAGUUCAUGAGUUUUCAAUGUUUUGCGUCUUGUUAUUACUUUAUAUUGCAGUUCCUUCAAGUCUUGAGAUUGUACUAAUAAUGUGAUCUGAAAUCAGAUAUAUAUAAUAUAUAAUAAUGUUUUAAUUUUCUGAGCCACAUUUGGAGGGUCAGAGUUGUUGUCGUGGAAAUGGCCAAAUAUUUAUACCUUAGUUCGAACAAUAUCUUAUCUGUGUGGUGUUUACAUCCUCGUGGCCUUUUCGCAGAAAGUUGGGAUUCCUCCCUUUCUCAUUUAGACUCAAGAUUAGGGAAACUGGAGACGGUAACUUUUGUUAAUGUUGAUUUUUCUAUUGUUGUUCUAUUGUCCUGCAAUGUUCUUGUGACAUGUAUUCUCUGCCCUUCUCUUCCCCAAAUGAGCUUGAACUGGAAAGAAAUGGUUAAUAAAAAAAACACCAGUAUCUGUAAGACUGAUUUUAUUACCAUCUUAUAUUUUCUCCCUAUUAAGUACAAGCUGCAAUAAGUUGAACUGUUGUACAGCACAAGCAAUAAUUUACAAUUUCAUCACAUCAGUGUUAGUCAUUGGAAAGUGGAAACACUAUUAUCCUACUCAAAUACUGUUUACAUAAGAGAAAUAUAAAAGAA
Cynoglossus semilaevis (tongue sole) is the source of this 2858-nucleotide messenger RNA. RefSeq names its product Rab interacting lysosomal protein-like 2 (gene rilpl2). Gene Ontology annotation, biological process: cilium assembly. Gene Ontology annotation, cellular component: cytoplasm; ciliary basal body. Gene Ontology annotation, molecular function: small GTPase binding; dynein light intermediate chain binding; protein dimerization activity. The coding region runs from base 1 to 606 and encodes 201 amino acids. The record is from RefSeq and is a predicted model, not a curated record. NCBI's taxonomy places the organism in Eukaryota, Metazoa, Chordata, Actinopteri, Pleuronectiformes, Cynoglossidae. The transcript is spliced from 5 exons.